AACCAAUAGUCUACAACCAUGAAGAAAAUUCAUUACAAUUAGUUAUACGUAACCGCUAGUCGACAACGAUAUUUCAAAUCGAACCGAACCGUUCCUUUUAGAAAUCAACACAAAUUCGGAAUGGAAGAAUACGCACGUGAUCCUUGUCCAUAUCGCAUAGUUGAUGAUUGUGGGGGAGCCUUCUCAAUGGGGGCAAUAGGAGGCAGUGUAUUUCAUUUGAUAAAGGGCUACAGAGAAGCAGCAAAGGGCAAGAAAUUGUAUGGCAGUAUACGAAAUAUGCAAAUGAAGGCACCUAUAACUGGAGGCAAUUUUGCAGUAUGGGGUUGCUGUUUUGCUAUGACAGAAUGUACACUAGUAAAGAUACGAAACAAAGAAGACCCCUGGAACUCUAUUGCCAGUGGUGCCAUCACAGGCGGAGUGUUAGCUGUCAGAAAUGGUGUAGGAGCCUGUCUAGUUUCGGCAGUCAUUGGUGGAGUGCUGCUGGCCAUGAUAGAGGGUGUUGGUAUUUUACUCACGAGAUCAACAGCAGAAAGCUUUAACCCAUCCAACAUGUUAAUGGAAGACCCCUCACAGUUGCCACAGAAACCUCAGGGCGGAGCAGGGACGACCGGAGGCUUUGGAGGAUUUGGAAUGCCUCAGCCCACCUAUCAAUGACAGGGGGACAACUCUAGCAGACCUGGUUCAGAGACUUGAAGUGACUCAUAUGGAGAGCGGCCUCCCCUGAAUAAGGAUAUUUCAUCACAGUUGUUUCAUAACCUCAUGUUUCAUCUCGUAUUUUGUGUACAGCCUUUUCUUUGAGUUGCAAUUUGAAAUGUGAUCUGAAGAUCUGUUUAAAGUCAAAUUGAACUGGUAGAUACAUGUAACAGCUUUUUUGUUGCAUUAUCAUGAAUAAUAUUUAAGUAAUAUGAACAUAACAAUAACGAUUUCCACUGGUCUACCAAAUGGCUGCACAAGCUGGAAAAUUGUGCCAAUAUUGGCUUAAAAUGCUAGAAUGUGACUGAGAAAUUUUAAUUACUUGCUUAUGGCUUUCAGCUGAACACAGGAUGCUGACAAAGUGGCAUUGAUUGGUUCACAUAUUAUUUAAAUGAUUGUGUAGAAGUGAAUUGUUAUAGAUAUCUUUUAUUUUAACACAGAUGGCAUCUUAUUAAUAAUGAAGGUUUCUGCUGUUUACUACUGUGUGACACUACACUGAUUUGCUAGAGUUUUGUUGAAGAUACAUCGCCUAGUUGCAAAUGUUUGCCUUACGGUAGAAUUCCCUCAAGUUGCGACUAGGGAAUAUACUAACAUAUACAUGUGUACAAGUCACAUGUCCAACAGCUUCAUGGUCAGUUAUUUGUUAAAAUGUGUUGUUACAAUGAUCAUGACUGUUAACACGUUAAGAAUGUUUUCUAUAGUUCUUUAAUAACUUAUGUCUUUUGAGAUGUUUUCUUAGUUUCUUUUGAUAGGUUAUGGAUGUUUUUAUUUAUGAAACAAGUUUAUGUCUUAUGACACAAAUUACAAUAGGUGAAAAAAAGAAUUUACUGCAGACCAUUUUUGUGUAGAAAACUCAAUUAAGAUCCAAUCCAUCAAAAAUUAUUCAACACAUUUAAAAGAGCAUCUGAACAUAAAUGUUAUUUCACUGAAAACUAUUUUAUUCACAAGAAAUACUUAAACACUUUCAACAACCAUCACAAUCUGUUACCAUACAUUGAAAUGAAACUAAAUAUAAUUACCAAGUUGUGUUUGAUCAAUCUCAAUGCAGUUUUUUUUAUUUUGGUUUCAAACCUUUUCUUCAAAGUUUGUUUCUUUUAAAAGUAUUUUAGGAGUGUUACUUAAAGCUUUAUUUAAUUGUUUACCUUCAUAAAAAUGUUGAAUUGUACUUAACAAAAAAAGUUAAUUACUUGAUUCGAAAAUCUCGAAGCUUCUAAUGAGAAUCUAUGUGCAGAAUGAGUCACUAUUUUUAUAAAGCAGAUCUGUAACAUAGUGUCCUGAAAGAAGAGUGACAUUUGUGCAGCACUAUGUUUUGUGAUAUUAUAUUGUUGUGGCUGCAUGUGCUAAUAAAUUGUUGAUUUCUAAAGAUUGCUGCAGCCUUUGUUUAACGAACAUUUUACUGAAGCUCUUCAUUAGCUAUUAUGUACAUAAAUUGUGCUGUCUCUUAAAAAUAUAAUAAAAAACAAAUAUUUUCCAUUGAUUCUUAUAAAGCCCUUUUUUCAACAGUUAUAAAUGUUUAAUUUCUAAAUAUAGAAAAAAAUUAAGUAAUAAUUUAUGUGGGUUUAUGUAUUUUGCAAUGUCAAGCAUUUUGAUUUUUGUAAAAUAUUUCAUCCAUGAACGAUUUAUUCGUUGUUGAACAAAAAAAUACUGAAAAAAAUAAAAAUAAAUAAAAUUAUUACAAUUGUUAGCAUUUUCAUUUUUUUGUUGUUGAAUGAUGUAAAUUUGACAAAAUAAAAUAAAUAGAAGUAGA
Messenger RNA from Dreissena polymorpha, 2440 nucleotides. Its product is annotated as mitochondrial import inner membrane translocase subunit Tim17-B-like. The coding region runs from base 121 to 654 and encodes 177 amino acids. Lineage: Eukaryota; Metazoa; Mollusca; Bivalvia; Myida; Dreissenidae. Gene Ontology annotation, molecular function: transmembrane protein transporter activity. The record is from RefSeq and is a predicted model, not a curated record. Gene Ontology annotation, cellular component: mitochondrial inner membrane; TIM23 mitochondrial import inner membrane translocase complex. The transcript is spliced from 7 exons. Gene Ontology annotation, biological process: protein import into mitochondrial matrix.